Messenger RNA from Monodelphis domestica (gray short-tailed opossum), 2053 nucleotides. It is a transcript of the gene SUMF1, whose product is annotated as sulfatase modifying factor 1. The record is from RefSeq and is a predicted model, not a curated record. Gene Ontology annotation, cellular component: endoplasmic reticulum. Gene Ontology annotation, molecular function: formylglycine-generating oxidase activity. Gene Ontology annotation, biological process: protein oxidation. NCBI's taxonomy places the organism in Eukaryota, Metazoa, Chordata, Mammalia, Didelphimorphia, Didelphidae.
GAAGCGGCCGCGCGCAUGCACUCCAACAGCUCCUUUAGAGGGCCGGGCUCACAUGACCCCGCGCAGUCACAUGGCUCUCCAGACAACAUGGCUGCGCCCGGUUCGGGGCUCCCUUGGCCACGCCGGUUCCCUUCAUUGCUGCUCGCACUGCCGUUGCUGCUGAUUAUUGGGGCAAUGGGAGCGGCCAGGGGCUUGGGCUCGGAGGCUGGAUCCGCCGCAGCUGAUGCGGCCCACCCGGCGGGGACAUGUGGCUGCGGCUCUCCCCAGCGCCCCGGGACGGCGGCGCACAGAUAUUCCCGGGAGGCGAACGUGGCUGAGCCGGCCUCUGCCGAACGGCCAGUGCUGACCUCGCAGAUGGCCCACAUCCCUGCAGGUGUAUUUACGAUGGGCACAGAUGAACCUCAAAUAAAACAGGAUGGGGAAGGACCUGCCAGGAGGGUCAGAAUUAACUCCUUUUACAUGGAUCUGUAUGAAGUCAGUAAUGCUGAAUUUGAGAGAUUUGUGAACUCCACUGGUUAUGUUACAGAGGCAGAGAAAUUUGGUGAUUCCUUUGUCUUUGACAGCAUGUUGAGUGAUCAGGUGAAGAGUGAUAUCCAUCAGGCAGUUGCAGCUGCUCCGUGGUGGUUGCCUGUUAAAGGAGCUAAUUGGAGACAUCCAGAAGGCCCUGAUUCUUCCAUUUUGCACAGACGGGAUCAUCCAGUUCUUCAUGUCUCCUGGAAUGAUGCAGUUGCAUACUGCACUUGGGCUGGAAAGCGGUUACCCACAGAAGCCGAAUGGGAGUAUAGCUGCAGAGGGGGCCUGGAGAAUAGACUUUUUCCAUGGGGCAACAAGUUGCAGCCCAAAGGUCAACAUUAUGCCAACAUAUGGCAGGGAGAGUUCCCUGUGAGCAACACUGGUGAAGAUGGCUAUCAAGGAACAGCACCUGUUACUGCCUUUCCUCCUAAUGGGUAUGGUCUGUACAACAUAGUGGGGAAUGCAUGGGAGUGGACCUCGGAUUGGUGGACCGUUCAUCAUUCUGCUGAUGAAACCCUUGAUCCUAAGGGGCCUCCGUCCGGGAGUGACCGAGUGAAGAAGGGAGGAUCCUACAUGUGUCAUAAGUUCCAGGUCCACGGAGUCAACAUGAAUGCAUGAGAGGAUGAAAAACGUGUAAUAUCAGUGUGAGUAUUCCUUUUGCCAGUGAAGAUGGACCUGUGGAUGAGUCGCCAUGUUAGAAACAUCAUCACUUACUGGACAACCAUUGGUGGUCAGGCCUCUUUCAGUGAGGAUGGCCCUUGGACCACAGACGGCCGAGUUAUUGCCAGCCCCAACCCCGUGGGCCUGGUAGGGCUUGUGCUUCUCCUUCGUAGCCUUUGAGGCUGCCUCCAGCUUAUAGUCCAAGGAGGCCCAGUCAACCUCAUCUUCCCUCUCCUCCAGACUGGGUUCUGGAUGGAUCCUGACCUUUGUCUAUCGUGCCAUAAAAGCCUCUUCUCUUUGGAAGUCCAUGAUCUCCAUUUUAAGGAGGAGGUUCAGGUCUUCAUUGUUUUCCAGGACACAGAGACUCUAGAUACUUCCCAGGCCUUCUCUUCUGGGCACCUCAUAACAGCAUCCUCAUCCCCAUUCCUUGGCCUCUUACAUGUGGUAUGUGCCUGGCACAUGGCAAGCAGUUAGUAAAGCUUGCUGCCUUAAAAGAGCCAUUGUGGUAGAACUUUAAGGAGGAACAAACAAAUACAGAUAUUUUUACUAGGACAUGAAAUGCCCAGUGUGCAAAGGCAGAGUUGACAGAGCUUUUCUGUGAUCUGGAGCCCUUGGGUCUGUUUUACUAGUCAGUGCCCUGGCAAAGGAGUACCAGAGCCCUGCAGUAUCUUGAACUUGGAGGAUGUACACUAUACUCCCAAAGAGUUCACUCUGUGCCACAGUAGGGCUAGAACUUUGGAAGAGAAAGCUCACGGUUCAAUAGGGACUCCCUGAGUUCUCUUUUUGGUGUAAUAAGCUUAUUUUCAUUUUAUGAUGUGGAAAUACAAUUGUUUUCUCAAUCAUGAAAUUGUUUGAAAUAAAAAAAACAAUCAAUCUUGUA